AUGCUAGGAGAGACUACUAAUGAUCGUGUGCCUGCCCUGAAGUGUUGCGACGGCGACGACGAUCUAGUACUGACAGAAGAAACGCGGGCGAUGUCGAGCUUCGACCCGCGCUCACCAGGUUUUGGCACGACGACAUAUUCGUCUAUCUCUGAUUCUGAUUCUGAUACCCCUCGCGCAUCUACAGACUCAUCCGCUUCACCAGGCCUCCUCCGACGCGUUGCUUUUAGUCCUCCCCCCUCUCCCUCUGACCGCAGCUACGAUGGCCAUGGUUACGAUGACAGUUUUGCAGAACACGCUGAAGUCGAAGCAGCUCUAACAGAACUUGACCUUGACGCUGAGAUCAAUGCUACUCAGGACGCUGUCUCCCAAUGGUCAUCUUCCCGGCCAUCCUACACGUCAUUCACUACAUCUACUCCGUACACCUGGUACAGGUUCUCACACUGGCACGUCGGAGUACCACCGGGUACACCUCGACUGGAUACGGCUAUACCACAGGAUUUACUUCGACCGGAUACGGAUAUACCACAGGGACAGGGGACAGGGGCGUAUACCACCACGGGAUACACCACUUCCCGCCCCUCCUCUCCCGCUAAAAGCAGAUCUUCAGAUUCACGCUCCACAGUCUCGACUUCUUCAGGUGGAGGUGGGACCGACCUCAGCUUGUCGAGUUUGUUAAGUCCGCCAGUGCGCGGGUUUGGCACGCCUACUGGGACGUUCAGUGGCAGUGGAACAGUGACGGCGACAGCGAACCUGACAGGGAGGACACAACUAAGCCCGAGCGAUUUUGCGAGUACGUUUUCGAGUGCCUUUGGGGUUGCUAGGGGGAGACAUGAUGACACCACGCCCACGCGCCAAACUCAGACCGCUCUGCGUCGCAGCACCGCUCCUCAGAAUGAGACCAACACGAGCCCCAGGAGCCCCUUGACGAGCGUGCGGAACAUCGUAGCGGCGUGGAAGGAACGCACGCCAGGGAUAGGGAAAGCGAAGAGUGAGAGCAGUGAAGGCGGGAGCGCGAUGUCUCCGGCUCCAGUACCAAAGAUGGAGGGUUUGUUCUCCCUUCGCAGACGCGCGUCGCGUCAGGGACCGCGUGGACAACUGCCGGUGACGCCUGACAGGAAUGUUGGAAUGGGCAACGUACACGGAGGCAAUAACAGGAACAGGGAAAACGAAGGAAUAUCGGGCAAUGGAAACAAUGUACCGAGGAGGAGAGUGAGCUCCGCGAGCAGCCUCAUACCACCGCCUUUUGAUAUGACUGAUCUGGGGUCAAGGGAGAAUCGGCAGCCCAUCCGCAUAGGCACCCUCUGGUAUCUCAAUGUUCACUCCCCAACACCAUACCGUUGGGUAAAAUGCUCUGCACUGCUCUACCCGCACGUGCUUAUUCUUUCUUGGAGCGCUCCUGGAGGCGGCCGGGGUGUAGUGAGCUUGGAUUUGAUCAAUUGUACAGAAGUAAGGAGUACCCCUGGUUUUACGCAUCCUGGAGCGAGAGGCGAUGUUGGGGGAGUGAGCGCGGCAGCGCAGGUGACUGAUGAUGGCGUGAGCCUAUUGGAAGUGUUGUGUCCAUUCCAGUUGUUGUAUGGCGAUGGUGUCGAGCGACUUGCGGCGGAGAGCGCGAGGGAGAGAGUAAGAUGGGGAAGCACUGGACCGCUCCUUAUCGCUCCCAAGCCGCUCCCAAUCUGGUUCUCCCACAGGCAGCAUAGGCACCAUUCUUUCCAUUACCUCUACCACAUCCACCUCUGCCGGGAGCAGGAGUACAGUCUUCGUGCCCCCCCUGCAUACGAUCCCGAAGUGCCAAGUGUGGGUGGCCAUGGACUCACCAGAACCACGGAUGAUACAUCGUACCUGUACCCCUCUGACCCGCGCAUCAUCGCUCCAUCCCGAUCGUCAUCCUUGCGCCGCACUUCAUCUCUUACAGAUCUCGACGAGGAGUUCGCUAGUGCUGUAUCGCGUGCUCGUUCUGCCAAGCCCGGUCUAGGCUUUGGGUUGAGCUUGGUCAACGACGCCUUCAGUUCAGAGAGUGGUGGGAUACUGGGUGUGGGAGAGGGAAGCCCUGUGACAGUGAGCAGUGGCCCUAGAUUGGGAAGCGAUGUUCGAGUCACCCCGCCUCCUACUGGGAAGAUCAGGAACCGAGUGCUCAGUGUCAGUGAGGAGGAGUUCUUCAGCGCUGGCUCACGCACCUCCAGCGCGCCUGGCUCUCGGUUCGACUCGGACUUUUACUCGGCAGACAGUUCUAGGACGACUAGCAGCGGGAAUGGCAGCGGUGGCCGAACAACGACAGGCUUAGUGACAGACGAGACGGCAUUUGAGUUCACGAGCGGCGGGUCGAAUACGCAGAUCGUGCCGAGCACUCUGAGCUAUAGACGCACGGAGAGUAAUUCGUACCUUGGAGACUCGCAUGACGGGAGCGGGAGCUAUACGCCUUACACGUCGAGCGAUGGGCGUUCGCGGACACCGUUCUCGUCGAGCGAUGGGAGGUCAAGAACACCGUACACCUAUUCCUCUAGUGGGUACACGAGCAGCACGCCCUAUACAUAUACGAGUGGCAGUUAUGCCCCUACCCCCAGUUCGCCAUCUCUAUCUCGUACUCCUGAGGUUCGGAGACGGCGGUAUGGUGCAUACUCUACAAGCGAGGAACCCUCUGACAGGGAACACUCUACGACAACGAGGUCGACGCUGAGCGGAUGGACAAGGAGCCGGACACCCACGACGGCGACAGAAGGAUUUUUAGCCGUGGAGGAGAAAGACAGCAGUGGGAGCGAGGGGUACACCACAGCGCACGCCUCACCUAGCCCGAGCACUGCGUCGUUCAAGAGCCUGCCAACGAUCCCGAGCGAGUCAGACUAUCAAACAUUGGACACGUGCAAAACCUGCGUGAGCACAGAAUUCGUAACUGCUGAGCGAUGCGUGAGCGACAUAGAGACAGAGUAUGUCACAGCGGAGAAGUGCAAGACCGAGACCGAGACGGAUUUCUGGACAGCAGAGGUGUGUAAGAGCGACAAGGAGGAGACGCAGUAUGAGACGGCGAGCGUUUGUAUUACGAUCCCCAGCGAAGAGGGGUUGAGUACGCCGAGGUCGGGACUGGUUAUGGAACUCCCCCUUGCUGAGGAGCCCAUUUACUUGCACGAGGAAGAGGAAGAGGAAGAGGAAGAGGAAGAGGAAGUGGAAAUGGAAGAGGAAGUCGAAGUGGAAGUCGAUUUGCCGCCCACACCCCCGCCGAAGUCACCCAGCGUAGUUCCAAGUAUUGUUUCUGAGGAACCAGCGGUGGAGAUAUCGAUCACGCCUGAGGCUGUCACCGCGCAGGAAGAGAUUACCGAGGAUGAGAGCCUGCUGGAGAGCGCUCCACCUACUCCCGAGGCUCUCGAGACGCAAGCGCCCAUUAGCUUCCACACCGACUCGUCGGUAUCGUAUUCGCUGACCGAGAGCGAGCUGGGCCCCACGCAGCCAGACCUUGAUGAGUCCAUCUCGAGCUUGACAGAGUCGAGCGAGCCCCUCGUCACCGCGACACCUCGAACCGAACAGACUCCAGCUCUUUCGAUUUCUGAUCAUGAUGAGGCAAUCACGCCAUCUGUCCACCCUUCCCAAUGGCCUUCAGAGACGGACAUCUCGUUUGAUUCUUCUGCACUGCAGCCCACCCCUAGUGCGCAGAGCGUCGCAUUGCAGGAAGGCAUCGAUGGGAGCUUUGAGACGUCAUUUAUGCGCCCGAGCGUAUCGCCGCUGAGCAGUGUCGCGAGGCUGACGCCUAUCACGGACACGGUAUCUUCACUUACAUCGUCUCCUAUGCAGAUGCUUCACCCAUCAGAGGUUGUGUCUUCGCCCUCCAGUGGACCUACCCCACUGACGAUGUCGACGAGUGCGUCAAGUUCCUUGUCGAGGACUGCGUCCACCGUCAGUGGUGUGUCAAGCAUCGCAAUUGAGGUGGAGGACGAGGAUGCAGUUAGUGUGAGAGCUGUCAGUGACAUUUCGACGGUGCCGUCUUUGCUUUCGACGAGAAGUGAGCAGUCAGUGCGAUAUAUGCCAACACCCUCCCCCUUGCCGUGGAACGUGCCUCUCCCACAAUCCCCUGCCCCUCCUUCGGUGUCGAUGAGUGUGAGUAUGACUACACCACAUGACGAUAUUCCUUCCAUCCAUUCUGUCCUCGAAACGGAACACACGCACACGCACAUCGAGCAAACCAUUACGCAUGAUAUUGACCGUCUUCUUCAUCACAUCCACGAAAUCGACCAGUUCCGCGGGCAGGAGACGCAAGAAAUAUCAGAAAAUGUGCGUGCUAUCCGGGACGAACUGUAUGAUUUGUCCGAGUACGUCCGUACGAGGCUCGUCGUAGGGAGAUCGCCACCCGUGCCAACCAGAGACAUGUCUGUCGGGGGCAGCAGUGUGCUCUCGACGCCCAGAGUAACUGUCCCCAGUGGCCCAAGGCCGCAGAGGCUGGGUAUCACCCUUGUCGAGAUGUCCCCACCCCCUGUGCACCCCUCCUCCCCAAGUUCGCUUAGUUCAGGCAUGUCAUUCUUGUCUUCGCAUCAUUCGGACGACGACUUGAGUCUGUUGGAGACGGAGUUGGAAGUGGAGACCGUGGAGAGGUCGUAUUCCAUUUCGAGGGAGCCAUCUUGGCCCUCGUCGUCGUCCUCAUCUUCAUCAUCAAUUACGCCAUCCGAGAUUUCUUCCAGCGAACCGUCCCCUGGACCCAGCUUAUCGGCAACGUCUUCGUCAUCGCCGACGCCUCCACCUUCGUCACCUACACCUUCGACAGCAUCGGCCGCCACCGUGCGGCAGCGCGAUAGCAUUACGAUUGAGACGCUGAGAGACAUGUUAACCUCAUUGAGAGAGCAGACAACCGCCCUUUGGGAGGGCCAGGUCUCAACAAACCAUAUGCUGGACGAGUUGCGCGAGACACGUGCAGGUCCUCUUGACACUACGGAGUUCAACGAGCGGCUUCAGACUGUUGAAGUUCUUUUGCGUCAGCUCAUCGAUAGACAGGUCGAGACUGAACGACCAGUCCCCAUCCAGCCGCCAUCAGAAUCCAUUUCCGAGCUUGGUACUGAUCCAGAUGCAGAGGAUUUCCAGCUGCGCUGGCAGGAAUGGACGCGGCUCCUGAGGGACCGCGUUCCUCUUGCACAACCUCAGCCGCGCAGAGCUCGCGGAAACCUCGAUGAUGAGCUGCUUGCGUUAUUGCAGGCACCUUCGUCUCAAGUGCCUAUAGGCGUUCAGCCGCCUCCAGCGUUAAUCCCCUUCGCUUACCAACCUGCGGCACGCCCUCCAAGGUCAAGGAGUACUAGUCCCAUAGCACGGCCCGCGACGUUCCCCAGUCGCACAGAACCGGUGGUGUUCUCGCCCGAGAUUCAACAUAGACCCAUCGAUCGCAGUAGCCGUCGUCGCCAUGCACCGUUUCGCCGGACACCCGUGCCUGCAACUAUGGAAGAGCCUGAAAUGCCGCCUGUGUCUAGGCCACAUCCUCAACCACCUGUAGUACCACCACCCGGGGUCUUUUCCGAUCCUGCACGCACACGCCCACUUACUAGUAUCCCCCCUCCUGAACCUAUUAACUUGCACGGAAGACCUCCGAGCGCACCAGCUAACCUUGAACCCAGUGACGACACUCGCGACCCUCAAAGCUGGUACCGUCCCCCCAGAGCAGGAGGCUUGGGUGUGCCUCCUCCGCCCAGUAUCCCUGGCCAGCAAGGCGGUCGCCAAUACGUGCCAAUGCCUCCGGGACCAACCGUAGUGCAGAUGCCACUCUUUGACACAUUGAUGAACAUUCUUCGGGAACAUCGUCUCGCGCAACUUGCGACAGUGGACCAACAACGAGAAUUGAUGAGGUAUAUGAGAGGUCUAAAUGAAUGGCUCGAAAGGGAUGUCCAGGACCGUCAAGCAGAACUACGGGGAGUAACCGCUCGUGUCGAUGAGCUCAGAAAUGAUCUUGCACGACUGGGAUUGGGGAUGCAGCCCGGCGUCCAACCAGGUUUGCAUCCAACUAUGCAAAUGCCGCAACCUCAAGUCGCUAUGCCCCACGCCGUGAUUCCUGGUGGACCUGUCGUUCCUCCACCCAUUCUUGGUCCCGGACCUCCUCUUGGAUUCGUCCCCCAGCCUCCACUAGAGCCCCCUGUCAUCCCUGCUUAUGAUGGUUCUCCUCAGCCAGACCAAUAUAGUCCUUUCAUACCCGAUGAACCUCGAUGGCCCAGGCAGGACAUGCCACGACCUUACCCUUACCCUGCAGGUGCGCAAGGUCCAGUAGUCCCGGGCCCGGGUGGUUACGACGAAUAUCAACAACGUCCCGCUCAGUAUGAGGAUCGCCCUCACGAUGAAGAUGAAGGGAUUAUUCCUACAAGUCCUCAUUCGAGGUCUGAUGAUGGUGAUGCUCGACACAGUUAUGACGGGGGAAGCGACGCCAGCUCGGGUACCCAACAUACUUAUGUGCAGCCUCGUGUACAUCAUCCUGCAGAGGGUGUGGUGUACGUAGCGCCAAGUCAUCAAGAAGGUAUCCCCGCCGUAGUACAGUCCGGGGAGUACACAUCAGGCCAUGGAAGCCCUCAGCCUCAACACAUCAACAUCAACAUUCCUCCACAACAGGCUCCAUUCCCUCCUCCAGUAGGUAUGGCAGAUCAGCAUGUGCCGAUGCAGGCCCCUCAGUAUGGAGGCGCUGUGCAACCACCGCCAGGUAUAGUGAUGCCAGGCCUUGGGCAACCGCCGGGCAUGAUGAUGCCAGGGUCUGGUACCGGACCACCCUUGAUAAUUCACCCACCUCCCCAGGGGCCGGAAGUAGUUGAAGCCCCCGGCACCAUUCGCCUGGCCCUAUCGUACUACAAUCACCGUCUCGUAUUGAAUAUGUCGAAAGAUCUCCCACCCACCAUCCAAUUCCUAUCGAUGUCAUUAGCCAGCCGCCAGCAAUCGUGGUGCCUGGUACCCAAGGACAUGUUUCUCGUUCGCGUUCACGGUCACCUCAUGGACGCUAUCAUGGCAGAUCCCCUUCAUACGACGAUCCUCGUUAUCGACGAAGAUAUCAUCGACAUCCCGACUCUCCUGAUUAUUACCCAAGACGUGGGUAUGGCCGUCGACGAAGUCGAUCCUACUCGCCUGACCGUCGCCACCGUCGCGAUUAUUAUGAUGACUAUUCUCCCGACCGUCACUAUGGGCGGAGACGACCGCAUGGUGACUCGUACUCGCGAACGCCAUCGCCGCGGGGGCAUAGGGAUGAUGACCGCCCCCGUCGCCGCCUCCACCGCCGCAGACACCCUGAUUCACGCUCUCCUACACGUACAGAAGAAGGGGACCCAGGACACGAACGCAGUCAUGGCAGACGUCCAAGGGAUGAAGAGGACGCCCCUCACCGCAGAACUCCCACUUAUGACGAUGACGAUCCCUCACGCCCUGGACCAUCUCGCAGAACUCCCACUUAUGACGAUGACGAUCACUCACGCCCUGGACCAUCUCGCAGAACUCCCUCUUACAGAACUCCUUCUCACAGAACUCCUUCUCACAGAACUCCCACUGAAUUUGAGGAAGCGGAUGCACCCAGGUAUCCCUGGUUCUCAGCCGUUCGAGGAUGCUCCGCAGUCGCCCAGUCCGCCAACUAUUAUCAGGAUUGAUCAACCAGGCCGAACGCACCCUGAUUCACACAGCCAACCAGUGAUCAUAACUCCACCAGGACGGCAUCCAAGGAGCCCCACCUCCCAGCUGGAACAUGAACUGCGUUAUGCUGAUGAUGGGUACGUUCCGACUCUACCAUCCCAAGGUGCACGGUCGCAUCAUCGGACACCUGUAAUGGAAGACGAUGCCGGACGGUCACCCCGUCGAACGCCUGAUGACGAUAGACCCUCGCGUCGUCGGACCCCGCCUGCAAGGGAAGACGACGAUGGUGAUGACGACGACGAACGGCAUCGUCGGGCACCGUCUGCAAGGGAAGAUGAUGCGAGGCGCCCACAUUAUCGAACGCCUGAAGACGACGACAGACGCACACACCACCGAUUGCCUGACGACGAUGGACCCUCGCGUCGUCGGUCCCCGUCUGCAAGGGAAGACGACGAUGGUGAUGACGACGGCGAACGGCAUCGUCGGACACCGUCUGCAAGGGCAGAUGAUGCGGGGCGCCCACAUUAUCGAACGCGUGAAGACGACGACAGACGCACACGCCACCGAUUGUCUGACGACGAUGGACCCUCGCGUCGUCGGUCCCCGUCUGCAAGGGAAGACGACGAUGGUGAUGACGACGACGAACGGCAUCGUCGGACACCGUCUGCAAGGGAAGAUGAUGCGAGGCGCCUACAUUAUCGAACGCGUGAAGACGACGACAGACGCACACGCCACCGAUUGCCUGACGACGAUGCUAGAUGGUCCCGUCGAGCACCUUCCACAGUGGCUGACGAAGCUGACCCGCGUGGAGAUCGCGGUGCUUCACGUGUUCCAUCCCGCGCAGGAUCCCGCGCGGCAGGUGUGUCACCCGUUGUACCGGAGGAGGAUGAUGGCCGCCCGCCGAGCCAGAUAGUCCAUGUCCCCCCACCUCACUCUCCUACUCAUGUGCACUUUGACCCAGCGACUACCGAGUUUGACGAUGCCCUUCACCAGCGGCACGAACGACUGGACGAAGCAGAGCGUGAACUUACCCAGGUUGUUCAUGAUGCUCGUGAAGCUGAAGACCGUCGUGAAGAUGAGUUCCGACACAACGAAGACGCACGAGAGCAAGUCUUUGUCCAAAACGAGGAUCGUCGUGAGGCCGAGGCAAGAGAGCGCAGUGAUGCACUAUUCGCUCAGCUGGAAGAGAGAGCACACAGCGUACCUCCUCUACCAGUCCGUCCUCCUGGAUCUGUGGACCCAGACAAUGUUUCCAUCAUCGAAUCGAUUCAUGCCGCUUCUCAUGAGGCGGCUUCUCGCCAUGCCUCUGAAAUUUUGGACACAGUUAGACUUGAACGUGAGCAGUUUGAGCGCGAAAGAGAGUCUAUUGCUACCGAGAGGGAGCGGGAACAUGCUGAAUUCGCUGCCGAGCGUGCUCGCAUGGAGGAAGAGCGUGAACGAAGGGUUCAAGAGCUAGAAGAAGAACUUGCACGCGUUCGUGGGGAGCUUGAUGGUGAAAGGCAGCUCCGACAGACCGAGAACGAGGAACAGGCGGCUGCCAGCGAACGUGAUGAGGCCAUGCGCGCACAAUUGGGCGAUAUCACACAGCUGGUUUCGGAGCAACGAGAUGAGUGCACCAGGAAGAGGGAGCUUAUGGAUCAACGAUGGGAUGAGAAGCAGGGCAGGCGUGCUGAGAAAGAUGCGCAGUUCCGUGAACUGAAGGAUAUGGUCUCCAGGCUCAUGCAAGACCGCGAGGCUGAUCGAAUUCAAGAGGAGGAGCGGAGACUUCAGGACGAGGGCAAACCAGACAUUCAAGCUGUUAUCGAUCAGCUCACCCACCAAAAUAUCGAAAUGCGGGAGGCGCUCCACAUUCUUUCUGAAAACUGGCGGGUUGAAGGUGAACGGCGGCAUCAAGACACCCUCGACGCUGUCCGUGCUACUGCCCGAGAGCAAGUUCCAUUCAAUGUGCAAGUGUAUCUUGAUGAAUUUAGCAAAGCACUUGCGACUGAGGUUCGCAUGCUCCUGGGAGAAGUUGGCAAACUUCGUGAAGAACGUCGUAACAUCCAACAUGAAGUUGGAUAUCUAAUAAUGACUAGAGCCAAAUACAACCCAGGAGGGGAGUUUGAUCCUGAAUGGAAACCACCGCCGAUACUUGGUCCUGGUGGGCCCGAUGCGCCACCACCACCCGAGGCACCUCCCCCGCCUCCUGAAGAGCAUGGGCCUGUUCGUCCAGCGUGGCGCACCAUUCCACGCAGCACGAGGCGCAUUCGCAAGUCGCGUCCCGACCAACCACCCCCUGAGCCUGCUCCUGCACCUAUGAGGCAGCCUGUACAUUCUUGGGUCGCCUGGCGACCGGAUCCUGCUAUGGCACCUACGCCGCCGUCGAUUGAGCCUAACCUGAUAGUGCCUGACCAAGGCAGCCCCGGUCUGUUUGGACCUCGCUCGCCCCGCGGCUCAUACCACCGUUAA
Suillus paluster is the source of this 10008-nucleotide messenger RNA. RefSeq lists its product as uncharacterized. Bases 1 to 10008 code for a protein of 3335 amino acids. The record is from RefSeq and is a predicted model, not a curated record. The transcript has 26 exons. Lineage: Eukaryota; Fungi; Basidiomycota; Agaricomycetes; Boletales; Suillaceae.